AUUAAUACAUCUUAAAGCCAGAGUAACGCAAGUGAAAUACUGUCGUCAGCUAAACUAGGUUAAAUUACGCGGUUCGGACUUCCGAGUAAAUAUGAUUUUUAUCAUCACGAUAAGCUGAUAAGGUUGCAUACGAAGAAAACUAAAUAAUUUUUCUCUACUUUUGUUUCGUAAAGAACGUAACUAUUGUAACGUUUGACCGAGAUAAUCUAAGUGCAGAUAAAAGGUGGUUUAUUUCUGUGCGUCUGUGUGUAGUUGCAUCGUCAGUCGCGAGUUAAGCGAGCGAAGCGACAUACAGACAUUCCCUGAAGUGGAACGGCUGCGGUCGUGUUUUGUUUUGAUAUAAAUCCAACAUCCCUGACAUGUGAACGCGACGAUGGCACUCUCAUCGAAUUGCUGGAAAUAUCUCGUCCUGACCUUCAACGUUUUGUUCGCUAUGUCAGCUGUGGUACUUUUCUGUACAAGUGGAUUUCUUCUCUACAAGCUAUUCGUUUUUAGACAUUUUAUAGGUAUAAAUGUGGAAUAUCCGGCAAUACUGUUAUUAAUGAUGGCUAUAAUAACCUGCUCUAUUUCCUGGAUCGGUUGGAGGACUGCGAAAUCUAUGCAUCAGAUUCACGUCAUAAUUACCGCGUUACUAAUAACACUAGUUGUGGUGAUCGAGUUCGCCUGCUUCGUUUGGGCGAUGGUCGUCUGGGACAACGUAGAAAUAGAUAUAAAGACAACCAUGACGUCCUAUUUUAUGAUGUCCAACGUUAGUAAGGAGACCAGUACAGAUUCCGUGAGAUGGGAUCGGUUACAUGUUAAGUUUGAAUGCUGCGGAGUGAGUGGUCCCAACGACUACAGCGCCGCUGGCCACGUUCCUUUCUCGUGCUGCGGCCAGGGUCCUUUAGACUCCAUCCAGAAACCUUACACAUCCGACUGCAGCACAUUGUAUCAACGAGGCUGCGGUAACUUGCUGCAUCAGUACGCAAAAGAGCAUUUGCUCUGGGUCGCCAUGACAGCGUUGACAGCGUCACUGCUUCAGAGUUCUGGAAUCUUCUGUACUUUCUUCCUCGCUCAAGCUAUAAAAGAAAAACGAAGAGCUUCCAUACGUCACUCGAUGUCUGUGAGAGAGAAUUUCGCGCCUGAUGACUCUCUACUGGCCACGCCGACUGCUCCCAAUCCGACAUUGCCGAAAUAUUAAAGAGGACUCAUUUAGAAGCUGUCACUAAUUUCUUGCCUGCAAAACAUGUUGCAUACAAAUAUAAAUCCGUCCCCAAAACGUUAUACUAAUACAUGAAACAAUAAGUGAUAGUCGUUUUUAUAGUAAAUUUACGACAUUUAUCUCAAAUAUAUAGGUAUAUUGUAUAAGUAUACACCAGGUAGUCAAUGCUUAUAAGUAAAUAUAAACGGAACAAGCAUUUUACAUGACAGAAAUUAUUGACGUGGUUUUUUGAAAAAAAUGUAACAAAUUUUUCAAGCGAUAGUGUUUACUACAUAA
This is a messenger RNA of Danaus plexippus (monarch butterfly), 1477 nucleotides long. RefSeq names its product 23 kDa integral membrane protein-like. The coding region runs from base 374 to 1180 and encodes 268 amino acids. The transcript has 5 exons. The record is from RefSeq and is a predicted model, not a curated record. Lineage: Eukaryota; Metazoa; Arthropoda; Insecta; Lepidoptera; Nymphalidae. Gene Ontology annotation, cellular component: membrane.